Molecule: messenger RNA, 1521 nt
Organism: Pelagomonas calceolata
Lineage: Eukaryota; Pelagophyceae; Pelagomonadales; Pelagomonadaceae
Source: the annotation of a GenBank genome assembly
GGGUUUUACACGGUUUUUUGCGGCGCAAAAACGUGAAUAGCAGCCUCGAUUAGCAAGCGACGACGUCGCAUUGAUCUAAAUAUGAACGCAUUGGUGCCAGCGAUCGCGUUGGCAUACAGAAAACCGCGAUAAAUAAGCAUGCUGCGACCUCUGAUCGUUGUCUGUGCGGCGUCGGCGCUGCGCGCGGCGUCGGCGGCGCGAGACCACCGCGGCUCGAUGUGCAGCCGCUGCAAGGACGGCGCGCUCGUCGACGGCGGCACGCGGACGGUGCGGGGCGUCGGCUGCGUGCACUGGUGCUCGCACGCGGGCUACUGCGGCGACGGCGACAGCUACCGGCGGGGCCUGGACUGCCGGCACCGCGCCGACGUGGACCCCGAGACGCUCGCGCGCGCGACGAAGGAGGCGGAGGCGCAGCGGAGCGCGCGCUACGACGCGACCUUCGUCCGGCACCACGGCGCCAAGACCUUCGAGCAGUACAAGCGCGGCGCGGACCACGGCGAGCUGUACGGCGCGGCCAUCUCGAUCCGGGGCGAGCGGCACUGCGGCACGGGCUGGGUCCGCGUGAUGACGAACGAGAACUGCCGCGAGAGGCACUACUGGUCGCCGAAGCUCGACGCGGACGGGCUCUACGGCUGGAAGCACGACUUCUUGCCCGAGUCCUUCGCCGCCGCGUCGCGCGACGCCGUGGUGGUCGUCUUCCGGUGCGCGGCGCCGUGGGCCGUGAAGAUGCGCAAGACGGCGUACUCGGGGGCCAUCGACCGGCUCGGGCGCGGCGCGGGACUCCAGGCGUUCCUCUCGACGCGGUUCGUGGAACGCGGCGUGACCUACGCGCAUGUUUGUGCCCGCGCGGCCACUCAACUUUUUUCCGCCGGUUCUCCUCGGGUCUGCUCGACGGCGUCGAGGGGACCGAGUACGGCUCUCCGCGGGUCUGCUCGACGGCGUGGGGGGCGACAGGUUCCUCACCGGUCGGCGUCCGCGCAGGUGCUCGAGCUGCGGACGCGCAAGUACGCGCAGUACCUGCGCUUCGGGCGCAGCCACCGCAACGUGCUCGGCGCGCGCUACGAGGACCUGACGCAGGACCCCGAGUUCCUCUUCCGGCGGCUGAAGGCGCUGGGCUACGCCUGCAACGCCCGCGACGACUUCCAGCGCGUCAAGGCCUACGCCAAGUUCGGCGGCGCGGGCUCGGGCGCGCACUUCAAGCCGCCGGCGAACCACUCCUGGAGCGUCGCCGACUGGGCCACGCUCGUGGACCGCCUCGACUACGAAAACGUCGAGGAGGCGCUCGGCUACGCCUACGACCGCGCGUCGCCGGGCUCGUGGGCGCAGCACGCCGUCACGCCGGGGGCCGGGGCGCUGGGACCCGAGAGUGGGGACGACGCUCCGGCGCUCGAACUCGAGCCCUCUGCGCCCGGCGGCGACGAGCCGUCGGCGGCGUCCCCCUCGCCGCCGGCGGGCGGCCUCUUCCAGCACCUCCGCGGCGGGGACCGAUAGCACGACUUACAACACAUUAUUAUUUUGAUA